AUGUUGUUCGCAAUUGAAGAAAUAAACAAGAACCCUACACUGCUCCCGAACCUUACACUGGGUUACCAGAUUUACGAUUCGUGUGGCAUGCCGUCCUUGUCUAUUAAGGCAGCCUUAGAGAUUUUAGAUGGGCGAAGGGACGCUGUUUCAGAGGAUAACUGUAGGAAUGUAAAUGCUAUUGUUGGUGAUUCAGGAUCCUCACAGUCCGCCGCAGUUUCAAGGCUACUAAGCCCUUUCAGAAUCCCCAUGGUCAGUUAUUUUUCAACCUGUGGUUGUUUGAGCAACAAAAAAGAACAUCCAUCAUUUUUCAGGACAAUACCCAGUGAUUACUUUCAGGCGAGGGCAUUGGCACAACUAGUGAAACAUUUUGGAUGGAAUUGGAUUGGAACAAUCAAGAGUGACAAUGACUAUGGUAACUUUGGGAUGCAAGCGUUCACAGAAGCUGUCCAGCAGUUGGGAGUUUGCAUUGCCUUUUCUGCGUCCUUUUGCAGAACAUACCCUCGAGAAAAGUUACUCAGAACUAUUAAUGUUGUGAAGGAAGCAAACACAAAAGUUAUUGUGGCCUUUGUCGCUAAAGGUGAUAUGGAAAUUUUGCUAAAGGAGAUUGCAAGACAAAACAUCAAAGGCAUUCAAUGGAUAGGAAGUGAAGCUUGGAUUUCCACAACAAUUCUUCCCUUGAAAGAAAGCCGAAGGUUUCUUACUGGAGCAUUAGGAAUUUCAAUUCCUCAAGCAAAAAUCCAUGGUUUUAAGGCGUUUCUGUACCAAGCACACCCUUCUGCAAACCCAGGAAAUAGUUUACUCAAAGAAUUUUGGGAAACAAUCUUCAAUUGUCGUCUAAGCUUGGCAGGGAAUCAGGCAAAUGGAACAGAAGAAACUUCUGAAUGUACAGGCCAAGAGAGUUUGCAAACCAUUAAAAAUAUCUAUACUGACACAUCUCAGUUGAGAGUUACAUAUAAUGUGUACACGGCAACAUAUGCUAUAGCUCAUGCUCUGCACCAAAUGCUCAGAUGUAACACUGUGGACAGGGCAUCCUGGAAUAAUACAUGUGACAAUCUGUCCAAUUUUAAAUCACAACAGCUUUUGCAAUACUUGAAAAUGGUUAAUUUCACCACUAUGACUGGAGAAACAGUGCACUUCAAUGAAAGUGGGGAUCCCAUUCCAAAGUAUGACAUUGUAAAUUGGCAAAGCACUAGGGGUGGCACUGAUAUAGUAACAGUAGGAUAUUAUGAUGGAUCUGCAACUCCAGGUGAAGAAUUCUCUAUUAAUGAAGAAUCAGUGGUUUGGAGUGAUGGGCGAAGAAAGGUACCACAGGCAGUUUGCUCUGAAAGUUGCACAGCUGGAACAAGGAAAGCCGCCAGAAAAGGGCAGCCUAUUUGCUGUUUUGAUUGUGUAGAGUGUGCUGAAGGGGAGAUCAGUAAUAUUACAGAUUCAAUAACGUGCCUAAAAUGUCCUUGGGAUUAUUGGCCAAAUAAACAGCGAAACCAAUGCAUACCGAAGAUGACUGAAUUUCUCUCCUUUGAGGAGAUCAUGGGGAUUGUUUUAGUAACACUGGCAUUACUUGGAACUGGCUUCACAGUGACUGUAACUGUAAUUUUCUGUAUUCAUAUCAACACUCCCAUUGUUAAAGCCAAUAAUGCAGAAUUAAGCUUUCUGCUUCUUUUUGCUUUGGUACUGUGCUUUCUCUGCUCAGUAACAUUCAUUGGAAAACCUUCAAACUGGUCUUGCAUGUUACGCCACACCGUGUUUGGUAUUACUUUUGUUCUCUGCAUUUCCUGUGUUUUGGGCAAAACCUUGGUUAUAAUGAUGGCCUUUAAUACAAUCCUUCCUAAUAAUAACAUGAUGAAGUGGUUUGGGCCCGUACAACAACGCCUGGCCAUUUUCAUCCUCACAUUUAUACAAUGUCUAAUAUGCAUGGUCUGGUUAAUUACAUCACCACCCUAUCCUCUGAAAAAUGCAAAUUAUUUUAAAGAUAUUAUUAUUUUAGAAUGUGAUGUUGGGUCUGUGACAGCCUUUUAUUUGGUUCUUGGUUAUAUUGGAUUUUUGUCUUGUGUUUGUUUUGCAGUUGCCUUUUUAGUCCGUAGACUGCCAGAUAAUUUCAAUGAAGCUCAAUGUAUUACUUUUAGCAUGCUUAUAUUCUGUGCAGUUUGGAUAACAUUCAUUCCUGCUUAUGUAAGUUCUCCUGGCAAAUACACAGUGGCUGUAGAAGUGUUUGCCAUUCUGGCAUCCAGCUUUGGUCUACUUGUCUGCAUUUUUGUUCCUAAAUGUUACAUUAUCCUACUACAACCAGAGAAGAAUACAAAGAAACAUUUGAUGUGCAAAGUCACUUGA
Molecule: messenger RNA, 2328 nt
Organism: Hemiscyllium ocellatum (epaulette shark)
Lineage: Eukaryota; Metazoa; Chordata; Chondrichthyes; Orectolobiformes; Hemiscylliidae
Product: extracellular calcium-sensing receptor-like
Exons: 5
Coding region: 1-2328 (775 amino acids)
Biological process (GO): G protein-coupled receptor signaling pathway
Cellular component (GO): membrane
Molecular function (GO): G protein-coupled receptor activity
Source: RefSeq, a predicted model, not a curated record